AAAAGUUUUUGGCAUGGACCAGAAAAUGAUUGCGAUUUCAUUAUACAUAAUUUCCAUUGGACUAAUGCGGGAACUCAUUUCGUACAUUUCAUACAAAUACAAGGAUAGAGCAAUUGUUAAGGUUGGAGAGGCACCAUGGACGACUCCAACAAAUACCAGCAGAUGCAAGAUGAAAUGUCUAGGUUCGAAGCGGAGAUCUCGGGCGACCAUGGUCCCCUCCGGGGGGUGAUCAGCGCGGGCACGUACGGCGCGGUGCAGCAGCGGCUGGAACGGGCCAUCCCCCCACCGCCGCCGCCGCCCGCAAUGCUGUCAUUCGAACACAACAUGUCCAACAUGCCCAACAUGCCGGGCAACAUGAACAUGAUGCCCCGCAUGAUGUUCCCUGCUGUGCCGCCGCCCCCACCGCCGCCCUCUAUGCCUAACAUGAUGAUACCAGCCUCUGUACAACGUUUACGGCCCGGCGGCAUGCCCGAGUUCCCGAUGCACUUCCUCCGGCCGGGGAUGCCGGGGCCGCAGCUGGCGCCGCCGCCGCCGCCCAAGCCGCAGCCGGUCGUGCUCUCGGCGGCGCCCAAGCUUUACAAACAGACCAAGGACGAUGACAAGAAUAAAGAGAAACAUGAAAGCAAGAAGAGGAAACGUUCGCCGCCGCCAGCGCGCGCGCCGACGCCUCCCCGCGCGCCCAGCCCGCCGCCCGCGCCCGUCGCGCCCGCGCCCGCCGCCGUCGCCAUGCCCGUGCCCGCGUCCGACUCUGUGCCCAAGCCCAAGAAAGAGAAGAAACAUCGGAAAGUGGUCCGCACGGCGGGCGGGCAAGUCUGGGAGGACGUGACGCUGCUGGACUGGCCGGACGAUGACUUCCGCAUGUUCUGCGGCGACCUAGGCAACGACGUCACCGACGAGCUGCUGACACGAACAUUUAGCAAAUACAGUUCAUUCCAAAGAGCGAAGGUGGUCCGAGACAAGCGCACCAACAAGAGCAAAGGCUUCGGGUUCGUCAGCUUCAAGGACCCCGGGGACUUUAUCAAGGCCAUGAAGGAAAUGGAUGGUCGCUACGUAGGCAGCCGGCCCAUCAAGCUGCGCAAGAGCACGUGGAAGAACCGCGCGCUCGACGUGGUGCGCAAGAAAGAGAAGGAAAAGGCCGCGCUGCUCUCUCUACUCAUGGCCGGCAACAAGAGCUGACAGUGAAACGGACCGCCCAAUUUCUAUAGGUUUUCAUUUAUUUAUACUAAUUUUUACGAGUAUUAGUAAACAAUUGUAGGAUCCCGUCG
This is a messenger RNA of Cydia amplana, 1265 nucleotides long. Its product is annotated as RNA-binding protein 42. The coding region runs from base 136 to 1176 and encodes 346 amino acids. Lineage: Eukaryota; Metazoa; Arthropoda; Insecta; Lepidoptera; Tortricidae. The transcript is spliced from 8 exons. Gene Ontology annotation, molecular function: mRNA binding. The record is from RefSeq and is a predicted model, not a curated record.